CGUGUGUUGGACCAAGCAGGCUCUAGUGACCACAGAUAUCAUGCCACUCCACUGCAGUAAUGCUACAAAAUGUCUAGUUUUGUCUCUCUUCAUGUGUUUAGAAUGUAGUCUGUGUGAAAAUAAGGCUUCAAAAGCACAGCACUGCAGAGAGGCCGAGCCUAAACAGGAUGAGCUUCGGUACCCACGCACGACUAGAAUCUCCAAGACAGCACCCAGUUGGGAGGGGACUGCUGUUGUUGACGGGCAAUUUAAACCAAUCAAACUGGCUGAUUAUCUUGGGAAAUACUUAAUUCUCCUCUUCUAUCCACUGGAUUUCACAUUUGUGUGCCCCACGGAGAUCACAGCCUUCAGUGACCGUGUGGAGGAGUUCCGCGCCAUCAACACUGAGAUCGUGGCGUGCUCUGUGGACUCGCAGGUGGCCCACCUGGCCUGGGUCAGCACACCGAGGAAACAGGGCGGCCUGGGGCCUGUGAAGUUCCCCUUGUUGUCAGAUUUAACGUUUCAAAUUUCUAAGGACUAUGGGGUGUAUUCAGAAGAACAUGGACACACACUAAGAGGACUGUUCAUCAUAGAUGGGAAAGGGGUUCUGAGGCAGAUGACCAUCAACGACCCCCCUGUUGGCCGCUCUGUGGACGAGACUCUCCGGCUGGUGCAAGCCUUCCAGCACACUGACCAGCACGGGGAAGUGUGUCCUGCCGGCUGGGAACCAGGAAGUAAAACGAUAAACCCUGAGGAGGCUCUGAGAGCCAGGUGGCCAAGAGUGGAGCUGUAAAUGACAUCCCUUUGAGAAGCUAAUUAUUGUGAACAGUGGUGAACCAGAAGCAAGACACAGCUCCUCGUUUUAAACAUUGUAAAACCACAUAUGAAGUAAAAAGACGUAAUGCUUUCUUUUCUGGACUGAUUCUAAUAAUUGUUUUUACUGAGAGAGCAAUUGGCAUUUCAGUCAGUUGAAAGGGUAUAGCCAAUGGUGUUUAUUGUCUGACUUCACAAACACAUUACACAGUC
This is a messenger RNA of Sardina pilchardus (European sardine), 1005 nucleotides long. Its product is annotated as peroxiredoxin-2-like. The record is from RefSeq and is a predicted model, not a curated record. Gene Ontology annotation, molecular function: thioredoxin peroxidase activity. The coding region runs from base 41 to 772 and encodes 243 amino acids. Gene Ontology annotation, biological process: cellular response to stress; response to oxidative stress; hydrogen peroxide catabolic process. Gene Ontology annotation, cellular component: cytosol; endoplasmic reticulum. The transcript has 8 exons. NCBI's taxonomy places the organism in Eukaryota, Metazoa, Chordata, Actinopteri, Clupeiformes, Clupeidae.